AUGAAGUUCUUCUCAAUUGCCUCCUUGGGGCUGCUCCUAGUGGUGGCUACUGCCUUCCCCACCUCAGAACUUCAAGGAGAAGAUGGAGAGAACAGUGUCACUCGAAAUAAACCAACACGUGCCUCUUCUGAAAAAACCGCAGGACAGAUUUCCUACCUCAUCAAGGAAGUCUUCGAAAUGAGAAAAGAACUGUGCAAGAAUGAUGAGACCUGUAUCAAGAGCCAUGUGACAGUGUCCGAAAACAAUCUGAACCUUCCAAAGAUGACUGAAAAAGAUGGAUGCUUCCAAACUGGAUACAAUCGGGACAACUGCCUUGUGCGAAUCACCUCUGGGCUUCUGGAGUUUCAGGUCUACCUGAGGUACAUCCGGAACAAGUUUCAGGAAAGCAAGAACAGGGACAGAGCUGAACAUGUGCAGUUCAGUUCCAAAGCCCUGAUUGAGGUCUUGAAACAAGAGGUGAAGGAUCCCAGUAAAAUUGUCUUCCCUAGCCGAACUGCAAAUAUCAACCUGUUGGCAAAACUGGAGUCACAGAAUGAUUGGCAGAAGGUCAUGACCAUGCAACUCAUCUUGAGCAACUUUGAGGAUUUCCUGCAGUUCACCCUGAGAGCUGUUCGAAAAGCAUAGUGGGCAUCUAAGCUUAUUGGUUCAUGAGUAUUCCUUCCUUUGGUCAGAAAACAUGU
Marmota monax (woodchuck) is the source of this 680-nucleotide messenger RNA. RefSeq names its product interleukin-6-like. NCBI's taxonomy places the organism in Eukaryota, Metazoa, Chordata, Mammalia, Rodentia, Sciuridae. Gene Ontology annotation, biological process: positive regulation of cell population proliferation; immune response; T-helper 17 cell lineage commitment. Gene Ontology annotation, molecular function: interleukin-6 receptor binding; growth factor activity; cytokine activity. The record is from RefSeq and is a predicted model, not a curated record. Bases 1 to 624 code for a protein of 207 amino acids. The transcript has a single exon. Gene Ontology annotation, cellular component: extracellular region.